Panicum virgatum (switchgrass) is the source of this 790-nucleotide messenger RNA. Its product is annotated as rapid alkalinization factor 23-like. Bases 148 to 480 code for a protein of 110 amino acids. The record is from RefSeq and is a predicted model, not a curated record. The transcript has a single exon. Lineage: Eukaryota; Viridiplantae; Streptophyta; Magnoliopsida; Poales; Poaceae.
CGGCGCUGCAUUUAAGGCCAAGGGCGAGAGAAAGCCAUCAUGAUAAAGAGAACAGCAAAGAUCCAGUGCAGAGAGAGAGAGGGAGAGGGAGACUCCAUGACACUCUGAACAAGAAACAUAGAGAGAGAUCCCAGUCAGUCUCCCCCAAUGCCGGCUACCACCAAGCUGAUCUUGCUCUUCAGAGCAUGGGCGGCAGCGUCGCUCCUGCUGAUUCUGGUGCUUGCCCUCCAUGGGAGGGGAGGCCACUGCGGCGGCCUGAGUUUGGACGCGGAGAUGGAGAUGGACUCCGAGGCGCACCGGCGGCUGCUGUGGGAGGCGACCACCGGCCGGCGUUACAUCAGCUACGACGCGCUGAGGGGCGAUGUGGUGCCGUGCUCCAGGACCGGGGUGCCCUACUACAACUGCAGGAUCUCAACCACCGCCAACCCCUACACCCGGGGCUGCGAGAGCAUCACCAGGUGCAGGGACGCAGGUCCCUAGAUGGAGAUGGGCGAAACUCCUGCCUGCGAGGGGAGGGAGGGCUCCAUCAACUGUAAUAAUGUGUGUUGCUAAUUAUGUAUGUUAUCUCUCUCUCUCUCUCUCUCUCUCUCUCUCUCGUCCUUCCUCCUUUGCUGGAAUAGUAGUAAGUGUAGUAUGGGAGGAUUAAUUGAUGAGUUUCAUGUUUGAGGAUGCCCUUACAUUUCUUUCUAAUCACCUCAAAUCUCUGGAUCCUACUGUGGAGGUGAAUGUGUAUAUAUGUGGCUAUGUGAGAUUGGACUGGAGCUGAACGGAGGAGCCUGUUACAGUUGCA